Molecule: messenger RNA, 4377 nt
Organism: Oncorhynchus nerka (sockeye salmon)
Lineage: Eukaryota; Metazoa; Chordata; Actinopteri; Salmoniformes; Salmonidae
Product: fermitin family homolog 1-like
Exons: 15
Coding region: 1688-3688 (666 amino acids)
Biological process (GO): cell-matrix adhesion; integrin-mediated signaling pathway
Cellular component (GO): focal adhesion
Molecular function (GO): integrin binding
Source: RefSeq, a predicted model, not a curated record
UAUUACAGUCAACUUGGUUUUUAGCGCGCUACCUGCGAUGUAAGGGCGUGAGUAGAGAUUGUAGCCUUUACACCUGGCUGAGGUUCGGGUAGUUUUAGCUUUGUAGGCCUAAAUGCGGUGGGCUAGUCUACAGUAGCCCUAGAUAGCACAUUUGCUGUGGCAUAUGCUAGUCUACUAAAUGUAUGGGAAAGUGGGGUAAGUUGAGACCUUUUAUAAAAAUAUAUAAAAAAACAUCUGCAUAUCUCCCUCAAGGGAAAUUUGACUUGGUAAAAAUCCAUUUUUUGGACCUAACUUGCUUACAACCUUUUUCCCAUGAAAUGAUGACCUCUUCCUAAAUAUUUGGUAAAAUUAUACAUUUUGUAUAGAAACAAGGGUGGCUCAGCUUACCCCUUUAGCUCAACUUACCCCACUCUCCCCUAUCCUGAAAUUCUAUAUUAUAGUCAUGUUUUUUAAAAUUCAUAUUUCAUCAUAGAGGAGUUUCAGGACAUUUUUAUGAGAGCUAGAGAUGGUUAUUUUCUUCCAGAUUUCCUCAUGUGAAUAAAAAUCAUUUAUAAUUUAUUGCUGCAAAACAAACAUGGAAUCUGGGUUCAAUAACAUGUUCUCUACUGCCCUCGUUUUGUAUUUCCACGUGUGAAGUAGUCUACACUGUAUCUCAUUUGGUGCAACACCUUUGUUUUGGAUAUUGUAGCCUACAACUAUUGACCGACUUUCCCAAGGCCUGGCUAUAAAUGCAAACCAUGUUUUUCCAUCACUCUUUGUUCCUUGCGCUCCACAUUCUUAUCCUGGUGGUUUGCUUAUUAAUGCACAGUAGGCCUAUUUUUGUCUGUCUCUCUUUUGAGGGUGUGAAGUUCCAGCACACCCUCUCUGUACCCUGCAGACACUAGUAUUGACAGGUUCCGACCCCACAGCUAUGUGAAGUGAGUGAGAGGAUCACGAUGACACAUUGUGAUGUCUAUUAACUCAAUGCUUUAACACAUAUCAACCAUAAAAACAUAGGCACAUUUUUUUUUUGAAUUUAAAAUACAUUUUUCAAAACACUUUAAUAGUCCCUCCCUAUAGCUGUCCAGCUAGCAUACUUUGGGUAUUCGUACUAUCUAAAGAGAAACAAUGAGACAGGUAUUUCUACAUAGCCUCGGGCGACAAUCUGACUGAGAAUCUGAGCAGCUCGGUAAGUUUCUGCCAUUGUUCUGUGUGUGUGUGUCCCAUUGUUUACCGGGUAUUAAGACGGGGGAUGAUAGAGACACAGAUCUAGGUUGUGGUUGUUUUGCAUAGUCUCUCCUGUGCCAGAUUCGUGUCCCUGCUCGUCACACAUUCCAUGGAUGGGAAGCCAGUCCUCCCUCGCUCCCUAUUACCUUUUCUUCUCCCUUGGUUCCCCUCUACCACUUAUUCAUGGAAUGGGAGAUAUAUGAUUGUGUGGAGUGGGGGGCUUACUUUUGUCUUAGAAAACUUCUAACUUGCAGAGUCUCUCUCCCUCCUCGCUUUCUCCAUUACUCUCUGUCCAAUAACUGUGUUUCACUUUACCCCUCUCUCUCUCUGUCCUCCUCUUUCUUCAUUACUCUUUCUUCAAUCUCAUCUGUUUGCAGAAGCCCUUCAGAACAACUCUAAUUACAUGUAGUGCAGUAGUUUCUUCCCUCCAGACCAGCUGUGGCGUUCUACUAGGAAACCAAAGUGUUUUAUAUGAAGGGCCAUGGUAUCCACGGCAGAGUAUGGCAAAACGUCGUGGGAGCUGUCGGUCCAGGUAGACCAGAGAGAUGGAGACGAGGGCAUGAGGUUUAAACUCCGAGUCAAGGGAGACCUGCACAUUGGAGGACUCAUGCUCAAACUGGUGGAGAAGAUCAAGGCCCCUCAGGACUGGUCAGACCAUGCUCUGUGGUGGGACCAGAGGAGCUGUUGGCUGCUGAAGACCCACUGGACCCUGGACAAGUACGGUGUCCAGGCGGACGCUGACCUGCGCUACACUCCCCAGCACAAACCCCUGUGCCUGCAGCUGCCCAACAUGAAGAUGGUCAAACUCACUGUCAGCUACUCUGCCGUCGUCUUCAAGACCGUCGCUGAGAUCUGCAGAGCGCUCAACAUCAGGAGGCCAGAGGAGCUGUCCCUGCUGAAGCCUCCAGAUGACCCGUCCAAGAAGAAGAAGAAGAAAGACAAGAACCCAGCACUGGAUGACAUCUUAGAUAUGGACAGCAUCAGCGGAGGCUCUGGGGGAACAGGCAGUCCCCUGUACAGUAAGACUAUGGUGCCCACCUACGACCCAGAGAACGGGACUCCUGCCUCGGCCACCAGCCUGUGGUUUGGGGACAACCCACUGACCUCCAGCCAGCCCAACCUGCCCCCUGCGGAGCUGUCCAAGAUGUACCAGCAGCUGUCCAUGGUGGAUAAAGCCAUCAUCAACGCAGGGUGGCUGGACUCCUCCCGCUCCUUGAUGGAACAGGGCAUCGGAGAAGAUGACAGACUGCAGCUACGCUUCAAAUACCACUGCUUCUUCGACCUCAACCCAAAGUAUGAUGCUGUGAGGAUAACCCAGCUGUAUGAGCAGGCUCGCUGGUCCAUCCUACUGGAGGAGAUCGACUGCACUGAGGAGGAAAUGCUAAUGUUCGCCUCCUUACAGUAUCACAUAUGCAAGAUGACCAUGUCCACGGAACCUCUGGACUUCUCCAACGAACCAGAGAUGGAUGAAGUAGAGGCUGCCCUAUCCAACCUAGAGGUCACACUUGAGGGAGGAAAUACAGACAGAAUCCUGGAAGACAUCACAGACGUUCCAAAGCUGGCAGACUCCCUCAAGCUGUUCAGGCCUAAAAGACUGACGUUGCGUCCGUUUAAGGAGUACUGGUUCGUGUUUAAAGACACCACCAUCUCCUACUACAAGAACAAAGAGACAGCCAGCGGAGAGCCGAUAGAACAGCUGCAUCUCCGAGGAUGUGAGGUGGUCCCUGACGUCAACGUGACGGACAAGAAGUUUGGCAUCAAACUGCUGCUCCCAGUGGCUGAUGGGAUGAACGAGGUCUACAUCCGCUGUGACAACGAGACACAGUAUUCCAAGUGGAAGGCAGCCUGUACCCUGGCCUCCAAGGGCAAGACCAUGGCUUACAGCUCCUACAGGUCGGAGGUGAAGAACAUCCAGUCUUUCCUGCAGAUGAAAAGUCUAGCGCCCCCUCCUGGUCAGGCUGCUCCAGACUUGGAUGCCAUGGAGAUGAACGCUGAGUGCUUUGUCUCCCCCAGAUACACCAAGAAGUACAAGACCAAACAGCUGACAGCGAGGAUCCUGGAGGCCCAUCAGAACAUCGCCAGGCUCUCCCUCAAUGAAGCUAAAAUGCGCUUUAUCCAGGCCUGGCAGUCCCUGCCUGAGUUUGGUAUCAAAUACUACAUUGUCAGGUUCCGAGGCAGUAAGAAGGAUGAGCUGAUGGGUAUCUCCUAUAACCGUCUGAUCCGUAUUGACAUGUCCACUGGCCUGCCCAUCACCACCUGGAGGUUCGCCAACAUGAGACAGUGGAAUGUCAACUGGGAGAUCAGACAGGUGGCCAUAGAGUUUGACCAGAAUGUGUCGAUAGCCUUCUCCUGUGUGAGUUGUGACUGCAAGGUGGUCCAUGAGUACAUAGGAGGAUACAUCUUCCUCUCAACACGCUCCAAAGACCAGAACGAGACACUGGACGAGGAACUAUUCCACAAACUUACUGGAGGGCAGGAAUGAACCUGGGACAUCAGCUUUCAUUUAGUGCCGUGGCGAUCAAACAUGAGGAUUUGUUACAAGCUGAGACUAUCCAUGCAUUCCAAUGCAGUCAAUCAUUCAUGUACUGAAGGCCUGUAAAAAGCCAAUCCAGAGUCGAGAAAGAAUUUAAAUGAAUUGCUGAUAUGGUUUUGUAGGCUACAUAAAUUAUAUUUUCAUAUUGUAAGUGCAGAGAAAAGUAGACGUCUUGGUCACAGUACACUACAUUUGAUUCUAAGACCAUCUCUACAAAAUGUGUGGACCAUCUCUACAAGGCUCAUUUGCCUGACGUUUAGGCCUGGCAAUUCAUUCGGCACAUGGGCUGUACAUCUUGUCACCUUUUUACCUUGGUGUAGCCCAGAAAAAAAUCUGUGACAACCAGCAGACAGUGGUUGAAGAGGAGGAUUUAGGUAGUUUUACUGACACAUUUUUUAAGUCUUUGAUUUCAAUGUUGUAGGCUACUUUCACAAUCACUCUAUUGGGCUGCUCAUUGCCCUAUUUUAUACAUAUUACUUUUAUACUGUUUUAUAAUGUAACAUUUGCAAUUGUAUUACAAGUCCAACAGAAUUUCAAAGAUAUUUCUGGUGGUGGGUUAUUAUCACGUUGAACGAGACAUUUGUUUACACUGGUAUUUCUCUUGACUUAACUGCAUUGAAAUAAACUUGAGAAACAUG